ACACGGGCGCAGCAGCAGCGAUGGCAACGCUCUACCCCUCGCUGGAGGACAUGAAAGGCCACCAGGUCUUGCAGGCGCAGGCAGCCGCCGGUGUCGGCACCCCCGCCACGACGGUGCUCACGGAGAAGCCGAAGCUCACCUCCGGCACCGCACCGCCCAUGCUGUACCCCAACCUGGCGGAGCUGGAGGAUUACAUGGGACUCGCGCUCUCCAGCGAAGAGAUCCAGAAAAAACUCUUCCCGGACAGCAGCACCGCGCUGACCCCCGCCGGCCCCGUGCCGGGCCAGCUGGUCGCCCCCCUGAGUGGGAACAACGUGGGGCUGCGGCGGGCAGAGAUCAAGCCGGGCGUGCGGGAGAUCCACCUCUGCAAGGACGAGCGGGGCAAGACGGGGCUGCAGCUGAGAAACAUCGACCAGGGCAUCUUCGUGCAGCUGGUGAAGGCCAACUCGCCGGCCUCGCUGGUGGGGCUGCGCUUCGGCGACCAGAUCCUGCAGAUCGACGGCAAGAACUGCACGGGCUGGAGCAGCGACAAGGCGCACCGGGCGCUGAAGAAGGCGUCCCCGGAGAAAAUCGUCAUGGUGGUGCGGGACAGGCCGUUCCAGCGCACUGUCACCGUGCACAAGGACAGCACCGGCCACGUGGGCGUCGUGGUCAAGAAGGGGAAGAUCGUGUCGCUGGCCAAGGACAGCUCUGCCGCCCGCAACGGCCUCCUGACCCACCACUACAUCUGCGAGGUCAACGGCCAGAACGUCAUCGGCAUGAAGGAUAAGCAGCUCAUGGAGGUGCUGGCGGACGCGGGGAACGUUGUCACGCUGACCAUCAUCCCCGCCGUGAUCUACGAGCACAUGGUCAAACGGCUGUCGGCGGGGCUGGUGAAGUCGUCCAUGGACCACUCCAUCCCCGACCUCUGAUGCGAUCGCCGCCGUCCUGCCACCAGACACCGGCGUGGGCGCCCCCCCCGGCCAAGCCUGGAAGUGGGGGGGCUCAGAGGGGCCGCAGAAGGUACCCCGCAGCCCCCCCGAAAGAAGCUGUUGUAGCACAGAAACCCAUAAAGAGCCUGGGGCUGCAGGGCAGCGCAGGGCACCGCAGCACCAUCCUGCAUCCCCCCGGCGCUCUCCUC
Molecule: messenger RNA, 1120 nt
Organism: Cygnus atratus (black swan)
Lineage: Eukaryota; Metazoa; Chordata; Aves; Anseriformes; Anatidae
Gene: SDCBP2
Product: syndecan binding protein 2
Exons: 8
Coding region: 21-911 (296 amino acids)
Cellular component (GO): plasma membrane; cytoplasm
Molecular function (GO): protein binding
Source: RefSeq, a predicted model, not a curated record